AGUAACACUGGACAAGAAAAGCUGGAGUCUCUCAGGGAAGGAGACAUCCGAUCUAUGAUUAUGUGUGGCUGUUAAAGUACCACAGAAUCAUGGUGCCUCCUAAUGACACACAGUUCCAUCCCAACUUUUUUGCCCUGCUGGGAAUUCCAGGGCUAGAAUAUGUGCACAUGUGGAUUGGUUUUCCAUUUUGUGUUGUGUAUUUGACCGCUCUACUGGGAAAUAUUACAAUUCUUUCUGUGAUUCAGACUGAACACAGUCUCCAUCAUCCCAUGUUCUACUUCCUGGCUAUUCUGUCAUCUGUUGACCUGGGCCUGUCCACAUCCACUGUUCCCAAGAUGCUUGGAAUAUUCUGGUUCAACCUGAGAGAAGUCACCUUUGAAGGCUGCCUGAUCCAGAUGUUCUUCAUUCACCUAUGCACUGGCAUGGAGUCUGCUGUGCUUCUGGCCAUGGCCUAUGAUCGCUAUGUGGCCAUCUGUAACCCUCUUCACUACACAUUGGUGCUGACAAAUAAGGUGGUAUCAGCUAUAGCAUCAAUCAUCCUCCUGAGAUCCCUAGCCUUUGCAAUCUCCUUUGUUCUGCUCAUCCUAAGAUUACCAUUCUGUGGACACCGAGUCAUCUCCCACACAUACUGUGAGCACAUGGGUAUUGCUCGCCUGUCCUGUGCCAGCAUAAAGGUCAAUAACAUAUUUGGCUUAUGUGCCAUCUCCAUCUUGGUAUUGGACAUCAUAGCCAUUGUCAUCUCCUAUGUCUACAUCCUCCUUGCUGUCUUCCGCCUACCUUCCCAGGAUGCUCGACUGAAGGCACUCAGUACUUGUGGCUCACAUGUGUGUGUCAUGUUGGCCUUCUACACUCCAGCAUUUUUCUCCUUCAUGACUCACCGAUUUGGCCAAAAUGUUCCUCAAUACAUUCACAUUCUUUUGGCCAACUUUUAUGUUGUCAUCCCACCUGCUCUCAACCCUAUUAUUUAUGGGGUCAGAACUAAGCAGAUAAGAGAAAGGGUAAUUAUAACUUUCAGAUAUAAAUUGUGAAAUUUGAUCUUCAGAGAUUUGAGUAGGAGAAAAUGGAACUUAUUCUCUACUCUCAAAAAUAUAACACUAGAAUGUUUGAGUAAGAUGGUAUUGUAUAUGCAGAUGUAUAAAGUGUUUUAUUCAUCUUAGAAAAAACAAACCAAAAGAAACAAUA
Messenger RNA from Manis pentadactyla (Chinese pangolin), 1182 nucleotides. Its product is annotated as olfactory receptor 52E1-like. Lineage: Eukaryota; Metazoa; Chordata; Mammalia; Pholidota; Manidae. The coding region runs from base 90 to 1028 and encodes 312 amino acids. Gene Ontology annotation, cellular component: membrane. The record is from RefSeq and is a predicted model, not a curated record. Gene Ontology annotation, biological process: G protein-coupled receptor signaling pathway. Gene Ontology annotation, molecular function: olfactory receptor activity; G protein-coupled receptor activity. The transcript has a single exon.